GCAAUUACGCGAGGGCGUCUCUUGGUGCGGCACUAGCUGUCAUGGAUGCGUUCGGCUUUGAUGAAGGGGAGGGACUGAGGAUAAAGCAACAGUCGUGGAAUCCAAUUGUACAGAUUACCCAUCCUUCAACUUUUGCUCUGGCUUCCCACCUGUCAGGAAUCAAAGUCACGACUCACGCUCCGGCCAACCAACACUCGCAUCCUUAUACAAUAGUACUUACCAUACUCACGACGACCUCAACGGCCAACCCUUCGAAUUGAAGAUUCAAAAAUGUCCCUCGGCCACGUUUCACUGCCCACGGGCCCCUCCAACUACAAAGCGAUGCGCGACUUCUACCUCGCCACGCUCCAGCCGCUGGGAUACACGGUCUACCUGGAAGGGGAGGGCCAGUACUGCGGCUUCCGGGCGCCCAUGGGCGGGCCCGACUUCUGGUUGCAUUGCGGCGGCCAGGACUUUGUCCCCGUUGACGCUGCCCUGACGGCGGACGAGAACCUCGCGACGCGCGGCCGGACCCACGUCGCCUUCAACGUCUCCAGUCGGAAGCAGGUGGAUGAGUGGUUUCAGAAUGCCCUACAGGCUGGGGGCAUCUCGAAUGGAAAGCCGGGUGAGAGGGAGUUGUAUGCAAAGGGGUAUUAUGCUGCGUUCCUGCUGGAUCCGCUGGGGAAUAACGUCGAGGCUGUACACUUCAAUCCCUUUCCGUGGUGGCUCAAGCACAUGGACAAAACCCUCGGCGUUUUGGCUAUGUUUGCCGGCGGUGUUGCUGCCCAGUUUGUGUGGAGUUACGCGAAGAAAGCGGGCUGGGCUUGAGGCUUGUCUUAGGACAAGUCAUGUCAGAAUGAACAAAUUGAACUUUGAUGCUUACUAGAUUU
Messenger RNA from Chaetomium strumarium, 869 nucleotides. Its product is annotated as Glyoxalase/Bleomycin resistance protein/Dihydroxybiphenyl dioxygenase. NCBI's taxonomy places the organism in Eukaryota, Fungi, Ascomycota, Sordariomycetes, Sordariales, Chaetomiaceae. Bases 271 to 807 code for a protein of 178 amino acids. The record is from RefSeq and is a predicted model, not a curated record. The transcript is spliced from 2 exons.